Messenger RNA from Jaculus jaculus (lesser Egyptian jerboa), 3363 nucleotides. RefSeq names its product elongation factor Tu GTP binding domain containing 2 (gene Eftud2). The coding region runs from base 84 to 3002 and encodes 972 amino acids. The record is from RefSeq and is a predicted model, not a curated record. The transcript has 28 exons. Lineage: Eukaryota; Metazoa; Chordata; Mammalia; Rodentia; Dipodidae. Gene Ontology annotation, molecular function: U5 snRNA binding; GTP binding; translation elongation factor activity. Gene Ontology annotation, cellular component: U2-type catalytic step 2 spliceosome; U4/U6 x U5 tri-snRNP complex; cytosol. Gene Ontology annotation, biological process: mRNA splicing, via spliceosome.
GCCGGCAUCGCGACGACGCGGGCCCCGAAGCGCGGUCUCCCGGAGGCGGCCUUGGAGCUCGCGGCUGAGCCGGCGGGAGCAUCAUGGAUACUGACUUGUAUGAUGAAUUUGGGAAUUAUAUUGGACCAGAGCUUGAUUCUGAUGAAGAUGAUGAUGAAUUGGGAAGAGAAACCAAAGAUCUUGAUGAGAUGGAUGAUGAGGAGGAUGAGGAUGACGUAGGGGAGCACGACGAUGACCACCCAGGGAUGGAAGUGGUGCUGCAUGAGGACAAGAAGUACUACCCCACCGCUGAGGAAGUGUACGGUCCCGAGGUGGAGACCAUAGUUCAGGAGGAAGACACACAGCCCCUCACAGAGCCCAUUAUUAAGCCAGUGAAAACCAAGAAAUUCACUCUGAUGGAGCAGACAUUACCUGUCACGGUGUAUGAGAUGGACUUCUUGGCGGAUCUGAUGGAUAACUCAGAGCUCAUCCGAAAUGUGACCCUUUGUGGCCAUCUCCAUCAUGGCAAGACCUGUUUUGUAGAUUGUUUAAUAGAGCAGACACACCCGGAAAUCAGAAAGCGCUAUGACCAAGAUCUGUGCUAUACUGACAUCCUCUUCACAGAGCAAGAGAGAGGUGUUGGUAUUAAGAGCACUCCUGUGACUGUGGUCCUGCCGGAUACCAAAGGGAAAUCUUACCUCUUCAACAUCAUGGACACGCCAGGACAUGUGAAUUUUUCUGAUGAGGUUACAGCUGGCUUGCGAAUAUCAGAUGGAGUGGUCUUAUUCAUUGAUGCUGCUGAAGGGGUGAUGCUGAACACAGAGCGGCUGAUCAAGCAUGCGGUACAGGAAAGGCUGGCAGUCACUGUGUGCAUCAACAAAAUUGACCGGUUGAUCCUGGAGCUGAAGCUGCCUCCAACUGAUGCUUAUUAUAAGCUGCGCCACAUCGUGGAUGAGGUCAAUGGAUUAAUAAGCAUGUAUUCCACUGAUGAGAACCUGAUCCUCUCCCCGCUCCUGGGCAACGUCUGCUUCUCCAGUUCCCAGUACAGCAUCUGCUUCACACUGGGCUCCUUUGCCAAGAUCUAUGCUGACACCUUUGGUGACAUUAAUUACCAGGAAUUUGCCAAAAGACUCUGGGGUGACAUUUACUUCAACCCUAAGACGCGAAAGUUCACCAAAAAGGCCCCAACCAGCAGCUCCCAGAGGAGUUUCGUGGAGUUUAUCUUAGAGCCUCUUUAUAAGAUCCUUGCUCAGGUUGUGGGGGAUGUGGACACCAGCCUCCCAAGGACCUUGGAUGAGCUUGGUAUCCACCUGACCAAGGAGGAACUAAAGCUGAACAUCCGCCCCCUGCUCCGGCUGGUCUGCAAAAAGUUCUUUGGCGAGUUCACAGGCUUUGUGGACAUGUGUGUACAACACAUCCCUUCUCCAAAGGUGGGUGCCAAGCCCAAAAUAGAGCAUACCUACACUGGUGGUGUGGACUCCGACCUCGGCGAGGCCAUGAGUGACUGUGACCCUGAUGGUCCCCUGAUGUGCCACACUACUAAGAUGUACAGCACAGAUGACGGAGUUCAGUUUCAUGCCUUUGGCCGGGUGUUGAGUGGCACCAUACAUGCUGGGCAACCUGUGAAGGUACUGGGAGAGAACUACACCUUGGAGGACGAGGAAGACUCCCAGAUAUGCACCGUGGGUCGCCUUUGGAUCUCUGUGGCCAGGUACCACAUUGAGGUGAACCGGGUUCCUGCUGGCAACUGGGUUCUUAUUGAAGGUGUUGAUCAACCAAUCGUGAAGACUGCAACCAUUACUGAACCCCGAGGCAACGAGGAGGCUCAGAUUUUCCGACCCUUGAAGUUCAAUACUACAUCUGUGAUCAAGAUUGCUGUGGAGCCAGUGAACCCUUCAGAGCUGCCCAAGAUGCUUGACGGCCUGCGCAAGGUCAACAAGAGCUAUCCAUCCCUCACCACCAAGGUAGAAGAGUCUGGCGAGCAUGUGAUCCUGGGGACUGGCGAGCUAUACCUGGACUGUGUGAUGCACGAUCUACGGAAGAUGUAUUCAGAGAUAGACAUCAAGGUGGCUGACCCAGUUGUCACAUUUUGUGAGACAGUGGUGGAAACAUCUUCCCUCAAGUGCUUUGCUGAGACACCCAAUAAGAAGAACAAGAUCACCAUGAUUGCUGAGCCUCUUGAGAAGGGCCUUGCUGAAGACAUAGAGAAUGAGGUGGUCCAGAUCACCUGGAACAGGAAGAAACUGGGAGAGUUCUUCCAAACCAAGUACGACUGGGAUCUGCUGGCUGCCCGUUCCAUCUGGGCUUUUGGCCCUGAUGCCACAGGCCCCAACAUCCUCGUGGAUGAUACACUGCCCUCGGAGGUGGACAAGGCUCUUCUUGGGUCAGUGAAGGACAGCAUCGUUCAAGGUUUCCAGUGGGGAACCAGGGAAGGGCCCCUCUGUGAUGAGUUGAUUCGGAAUGUCAAAUUUAAGAUCCUGGAUGCAGUAGUUGCCCAGGAACCCCUGCACCGGGGCGGAGGCCAGAUCAUCCCCACAGCCAGGAGAGUUGUCUAUUCCGCCUUCCUCAUGGCCACACCUCGCCUGAUGGAACCUUACUAUUUUGUAGAGGUUCAGGCACCUGCAGAUUGUGUAUCUGCUGUUUACACUGUCCUGGCCAGGCGCAGGGGUCAUGUGACUCAGGAUGCACCCAUCCCAGGCUCCCCUCUGUACACCAUCAAAGCUUUCAUCCCAGCCAUCGACUCUUUCGGCUUUGAGACUGACCUCCGCACUCAUACCCAGGGACAGGCCUUUUCCCUGUCUGUCUUCCACCAUUGGCAGAUUGUCCCUGGGGAUCCUUUGGACAAGAGCAUUGUCAUCCGUCCCUUGGAGCCACAGCCAGCUCCUCACCUAGCCCGGGAGUUCAUGAUCAAAACCCGUCGUAGGAAGGGCCUGAGUGAGGAUGUGAGCAUCAGCAAGUUCUUUGAUGAUCCUAUGUUGCUGGAGCUGGCCAAACAGGAUGUUGUGCUCAAUUACCCUAUGUGAGUACAAGAGACCGCCACCCGUGCUCACGAUGUGCUGCAGCUCUGGACUCGAGCUGGGACCUGUGUAACUUGGCCUUCAUGCUGUGAGGGUGUCUGGGGACUACUACAGCCAUCUUGAACAACCCAGAACCUCCAACCCAGAGUCCCAGUGAGAAAGGGGCAGCUGGCUUCCUGGUUCCUUCUGUGACCUCUGCCUGGCUCCAUUCCCAAGGAACAGAAAGGAGCUUGGGUCCAGGGGGAAAGAAUGAGAAUGGGAUGAAAGUGUCUGAUCCCAAGGGGCGCUGUCUUGAGGAUUUAUAUGGAAUUUUAUUUCUUACAAGUUCAAACUUAGCCAUGGUUUGUAAAUGAACAGAACAUUCUGA